Juglans regia (Persian walnut) is the source of this 1440-nucleotide messenger RNA. Its product is annotated as class V chitinase CHIT5b-like. The record is from RefSeq and is a predicted model, not a curated record. The transcript is spliced from 2 exons. Gene Ontology annotation, molecular function: chitin binding; chitinase activity. Bases 33 to 1178 code for a protein of 381 amino acids. Lineage: Eukaryota; Viridiplantae; Streptophyta; Magnoliopsida; Fagales; Juglandaceae. Gene Ontology annotation, cellular component: extracellular region. Gene Ontology annotation, biological process: carbohydrate metabolic process; chitin catabolic process.
GAUCCACAACUCAAAUCAGAUCCUUCAAAAUUAUGGCAAGCCUCAACUUUGUGGACUUCCUUCCUAUUGUAUUCGCCUUGCUCAUCUCUGCCGGAAGUGCCACGCCGAUGGCUGGUGCCUCGUCGAUGCCGGUGGUCAAAGCGGGUUACUAUCCUUCAUGGGUUUUGGAUAGUUUGCCACCUUCAGCCAUAAACACAUCAUUGCUUACCCAUGUCUUUUAUGCUUUUCUUGUGCCUAACAAUGUCACCUUUGAACUUGACAUCUCGGAUUCGACGGCCACGAUCCUCUUAAACAUCACCACCACCCUCCAUCACAAGAAUCCCAGCGUGAAGGCUCUUUACUCCAUUGGUGGAGGAGGCAUCGACCCAGAUCCUUUUGCUACCAUUGCCUCCAAUGUCUCAUCUCGUGGAACUUUCAUACAUGCAACUAUAGAGGUUGCACGCAAGUAUGGGUUUGAUGGGAUUGAUCUUGACUGGGAAUACCCUCAAAACCCACAAGAAAUGAAUGAUUUUGGCCAAUUACUGAAAGAGUGGAGGCAUGCAAUCCGAAAGGAGGCUAAGAUCACAAACAGGCUUCCUCUAUUGCUCACAGCCGCCGUGUACUAUUCAGCAGACUUAACAGAUGGCAGCAGCCGCUCUUACCCGGCGGCCGCGAUUAAGGAUAACUUGGAUUGGAUCAAUGUGAUGUGUUACGAUUAUCAUGGAUCAUGGGACACUUCAGCCACGGGGGCUCAUGCGGCAUUAUUUGAUCCACAAACCAAUCUGAGUUCAGUUUAUGGGCUUAAGUCGUGGAUUCAAGCUGGGGUACCGGGAAAUAAGCUGGUUAUGGGCUUGGCGUUUUAUGGUAAAACAUGGAACCUCAAAGACCCAAACUCACAUGGAGUCGGAGCACCAGCCAUCGGCGUGGGUCCGGGAGAUAUGGGUGUGCUGACUUUCUCACAAGUGAUGCAUUUUAAUAACAGGACCAAAGCGACCGUGGCAUAUGACGUGGACACAGUUUCGGCAUAUUCUUAUACGGGGGCGUCGUGGGUAGGUUAUGAUGAUGCCCUAUCGACAACAGGGAAGAUUUUGUUUGCUCAGGCGCUUGGGCUUCGAGGGUAUUUCAUUUGGGCUCUCAGCUUUGACAAGGAAUGGACAAUAACCGCACAAGCUUCAAGGUCAUGGAUCCUUGACAAAUGAUAUGGGAGCUUUGUUAUUUGGCAUGUUGUCUGUUGGAGAUCAUCAUCAUCAUCAAGUUGUUGCUCGAGAAAAAACUAAAUAAAAAAAUUGGAGCAGGCAUGCUGCAUAUUGCCAGGAACCCCACAUCACGGCCAUGACAUUCAAUCUACUUGUAAAGUAGAACCAUUAAUAUCCAGUGGUUUUCGAUUUGUUGAGUAGUUUUGUAGCAAAUUAAAUUAAAGUCAACCCAAUCCAAUACAUCUUAUAUAUAUGUUGUGUGCCA